CAGCGAGGGAGUUCAGAGAGAGGAGUUGAAUGAAUGCAAAAGGGGGGGUGGGCUGUCUGUCGGGAAGUUACUCAAGCGCUGCGGCUGCUUGGCAGGUGUUCCCGAGCAGAGCAUCAGCGUAAUGCUGCCACAGUUUUGUUUUUUUAAAGGGGCGCACAGAGCUGACAGGCUGAGAGGAUAAGCCUUUCAAAAAGCCGGCGCUUUACAGCUAAGCGCUUCAAGACUCUAUACCUUAUCCAGGUAUGACACUUACACCUCAACCUGACUGAUGAAGACUUUAGUCUUUACAGCUUUUAACUUCUUGUUUGCAGCUUCUCCUAAAAACUGUGAGCUCAGUUAACACGUUAACUUUUCAACCUGUUUUCAUGCUGCUGAUUCUUUCAGUGUGCGUGAUGGGAAAGUGUCUUUGCAUUGAGAAAUCUCCAUGUAGGUGUAGAGUGGCUGGGAGGCUCAGCAGGAUGGAAAUAGGUGCCCAUUUUCGCUACUAUUUCCAACACCCCUGGUCGCGCCUCAUCGUGGCCUACCUCGUCACCUUCUUCAACUUCCUCAUCUUCGCCGAGGACCCCAUCUCUCACAGUCAGACGGAGGCCCACAUGAUCGUGGUGGGCAACUGCUUCUCCUUCCUGUUCAACAAGUACCCGGGCCGUGGAUGGAACGUCCUGAAAGUCAUAUGCUGGAUCCUGGCCAUUAUCACCGGCAUGUUAGCCGGGAAGUUUAUAUUCCACCGCCAGCUCUUUGGUCGAUACCUGCGCCUGAAAGUGUUCCGCGAGGAUCAUGGCUCCUGGAUGACCAUGUUCUUCAGCGCCAUCCUCUUCCUCUUCAUCUUCUCACACAUCUACAACCUUUUCCUGCUGAUGGCUGGGAGCAUGCAACCUCACAUGGUGACGGAUUCCAUGGGCAUCAGGAAUGAGAGCUUCAUGAAGAUCGCUGCGGUGGGGACGUGGAUGGGAGACUUUGUCACUGCGUGGAUGGUGACGGAUAUGAUGCUCCAGGAUCAGCACUACCCAGACUGGGGCAAAGCAGCCAGAAGGUUCUGGAAACAAGGCAACAACAGGAUCGUUCUCUUCUGGUCAGUGCUGAUCUCUCUGACGUCGGUGGUGGUUCUGGUCAUCAGCACCGACUGGAUCAGCUGGGACAACCUGAACCGCGGCUUCCUGCCCAGCGACGAGGUCUCCAGAGCCUUCCUGGCCUCCUUCAUCUUGGUCUUCGACCUUCUCAUUGUCAUGCAGGACUGGGAGUUCCCUCACUUCAUGGGUGACCUGGAUAUGAAUCUACCAGGAAUGUCAACAACGCAUGUCAAGGUCAAGCUUCCUGUCUGCAAGAGCAUCUUUAAAGACGAGUACCACAUUCACAUCACAGGUAAGUGGUUCAACUACGGUAUCAUCUUCCUCGUGCUGAUUUUGGACCUCAACAUGUGGAAGAACCAGAUCUUCUACAAGCCCUACGAGUACGGCCAGUACGUUGGGCCCGGUGAGAAGAUCUUCACGGUGGAGGAGCCGGAAACGCUCGUCCUCUUCAACCACAGCACCCUCAGCUACGAGUGGCGCUCCAACAACGUCGACCCCAACAGCAACAUGACCUACGUGGAUCGGGACAUGUUCCUCCACAGCCGCUACACCGGGGCCAGCCUGGACAUCAAGUGUAUGGCUUUCGUCCCGAGCCUGGCGGCGUUCGUCCUCUUCGGGUUCUUCAUCUGGCUGUUCGGGCGGUUUCAGGACAGCGAGACCAUCACGGAGAACCCGGACAAGUCGUACGAGAGGAUAAAGAGGAAGUCGCCGUCGGAGUACAGCAAGGAGAUGGGGGUGACGCCGGAGGAGGUGCCCGUGACCAUGAGUGACAGUCUGAAACGAGCGGGGACGCCCAUGCUUCUCUCGGUGGACGAGCCGCACUUCGGAGCGACGCCCUCGACGAACUCCACUAUUUCCAUGGAAACCCAAGAGACACAUCCGAGCAUUGUGAUUGACAGCGCGGAGCAGGAGGAACCGGCAGUCUCUUUUGAUGUCCACAAGCUGUCUCCGUGACCUUAUGAACUCCUCAGACUUUGAACUAUAAAAACUGUGGACAGGUUGGUAAUGAGAGCUCAAGAUGCAGUUCGCCAAGAUCUUAAAUCGUCGCUUCUCUUCAGAUGAGACUGAGCUGCAACAGGAGCAGGACAACGUGAUGUUACGUGAUCACCAAAGCCCUGAUGUCCUGACGGCUGUUGCAGUUGAAUAUAUUUUUGUAAAACAAUCUUUUUAAAAAGCCUCUAAGAAACGGCACCAAUUCCAAUAACAAAACACAUCUUUUAAAACAGAAUGCAAACUUAAAAUUGACAUGGUGCUCGCUCGGAUUUUGCAUUUUCAUAAUUCAAUUUUGUCAACUAUUUUGGUGCCUAAAUCAGAGGAGUAUUUCUACAGUCGUGACACUGCAGUCAGGUGGAUUUUACUGAGUGUUACUGCUACAAUAGUGCCUUGAUAUGUCAUAUCUUCGGAUGCAGACAUUCAGUCUAUAAUACUAUAGGCAACAAAACGGAAGAUGUCCUAGUAACGGUCUGCUAUAUUAAUGUCUUAUAUAUUCUUUCAUGUCAAUUGUUACCUCAUUUGAUCCUAAGACUUUAUCUUUUUAAUUUAUUCUCGUGUGACGUCGCUCUUACUCUCACUUGUUGUUGAAAAAUGAAAUGAUUUAUGAACAUCAAUUGAUGACUUAUUGACAUCCCCUCACUUGAUAUUAGUUGCAGAGAUAAUAAAUGCAAUCAGCUCAGAUCAAAUAGCAAACCAAUAAGCCACCUUGUGAUUGUUUAUGUGUGCUGCUGCGCCUGGACUGAAUACCAACAGAGUCAGAAAGGUGCUUUUGCCCUUGGCAUAAACACGUCAUUGAAGUGCAGGAGAGGCUUCUGCUCCAAAAGCUCAGGGCUUCUUUAUGUCUAGAUAAACCUUUAAAAGUUUUAGAAGCAGUUUUUUUGCAGUCAUGGUAAAUGCAUGAAAAAUUAUUUAUUUGAAAUAUUAUCCUUGUGUAAAAAAAAAAAAUCCCUGAUGUUUAAACGCAAGUGAAACCUGCAGAAUUUAUCUUUACGCCGGCUUUGAAAGUGUUCACUGCCGAAGUCUCUUUAAAAUGCAUAAACAGUGUUUGGAGUUUUUGGUCCAAAACAGUAUGCCCUUCAGUUUUUUUUUUUAUGUAAAGUGCAAAUA
This is a messenger RNA of Sebastes umbrosus (honeycomb rockfish), 3167 nucleotides long. It is a transcript of the gene tmem117, whose product is annotated as transmembrane protein 117. The transcript is spliced from 8 exons. Lineage: Eukaryota; Metazoa; Chordata; Actinopteri; Perciformes; Sebastidae. The coding region runs from base 366 to 2021 and encodes 551 amino acids. Gene Ontology annotation, biological process: intrinsic apoptotic signaling pathway in response to endoplasmic reticulum stress. The record is from RefSeq and is a predicted model, not a curated record.